This is a messenger RNA of Lactuca saligna, 555 nucleotides long. Lineage: Eukaryota; Viridiplantae; Streptophyta; Magnoliopsida; Asterales; Asteraceae. The record is from the annotation of a GenBank genome assembly.
AUGAGUUGUUUUGUUGAAGCACAUCAAUCAAUGUAUCCCAAGGUGGUUGUCAAAGAACAAGUCCAUGAUCAUGUUGAAUCGCUUGAAGGUCUCCGUUAUCUUGUUCAUUUUGGAGUAGAAAACGUAGCCCCUGAUGAAUCUUAUGCAAAAACAAGGCAAAUUUGUGUGUCAAAAUUGGCAAUGCGAACUUUUCCCAUCGCAAAAGGGUCGGGAAAGAUAGAACAUCGUGAAAUUAAGGACGUUGAUCAUGUAGUUCAACGUCCUCGAGCAGUAUUAUCUAGUCCCGAUAAUGACUAUUUGAUUGGGAAGAUGAACGAGAAGGCAUUCAAACGGGUUUCUACUCCAAAACCACAUGCUUCUGGGAAAGUUAAUGUGGUUCAUGUUGACGUUGGGAAGGCACGUGUUACACUUCGUGAUAACAAAAAGACGAAUGAUGGGAUUAAGAAAGGGCUAACACCACUCUCGCAUCACUGCUCCUCAAUUGCUAACCAGAUUGAUUUCCUAAAAUUGAUCUUUGUUUGGAUCGAUCAUCAAGAGGUUGAGCAAAUGGGAUAA